This is a messenger RNA of Wallemia mellicola CBS 633.66, 1809 nucleotides long. RefSeq names its product homoserine kinase. The record is from RefSeq and is a predicted model, not a curated record. Gene Ontology annotation, biological process: L-threonine metabolic process. Lineage: Eukaryota; Fungi; Basidiomycota; Wallemiomycetes; Wallemiales; Wallemiaceae. The transcript is spliced from 5 exons. Bases 1 to 1065 code for a protein of 354 amino acids. Gene Ontology annotation, molecular function: ATP binding; homoserine kinase activity.
AUGUCGAGGAAUUUCAAAGUAAAAGUACCAGCUACUUCCGCUAAUUUAGCCUGUGGUUUCGAUUGUUUGGGUGCAAGCUGGGAUGAUAUCAAUUUAGAGUUGACAGUAUCACACGUGCCAUAUCCAGCCAGAAAACACACAAGCCCGAUCAUAAGUUACACUGGUGAAGGCGCUGGUGAAGUGCCUCUAGAUCCAUACAAGAAUUUAACAACAAGGGUUUGUAUAUAUGUACUCAGAUGUCACGAUAUUUUAGAAUUUCCGGAUGACUUGAAUCUCAAAGUACAUAAUGAGAUCCCAUUCGGCAGAGGAUUAGGUAGUUCAGGUGCAGCCGUCGUAGCCGGUGUGUUAUUGGCUGACGCCUUGGCUGAUCUCAAACUCAGUCCUUCUAGACAGUUGGAUUUUGCACUCAUGGUUGAAAGACACCCGGAUAAUGUUGCAGCAGCACUCAUUGGUGGAUUCGUCGGUAGUUACCUUAAGACACUCCCAGAGGGUGUACUUGACCCAUCCUCCGUUCCUAUGUCUGAAGUUCUUCCGGAAUACCCACCGGACGCAAGCAAAGACUGGGGAAAAAAGCCACCAGUACCACCUAAAGACAUUGGACAUUGGUUGAGAUAUGGAUGGGCGUCUCAGAUAAAAGCUUUGGUUGUAAUUCCGCAGUUUGAAUUGUCAACUGCAAAAGCGAGAGGAUGUUUACCUGAGCAAUAUUCAAGACCAGAUGUCGUGUUUAAUUUACAGCGUUUAGCUGUCUUAACAACUGCACUCUCUAUUACACCACCAGAUCCAGACUUGAUAUGGGAAGCGAUGCAGGACAAACUCCACCAACCAUACCGUUCAGAGUUGAUUCCAGGAUUACCAGAAAUUACUAAGACAUUGACGCCAAAAUCACACCCAGGUUUACUCGGUAUUUGUCUCUCUGGUGCAGGUCCGACUAUUUUAGCAUUGCAUACACACAAUCAUGAGGCGAUAGCGGAUGGAAUAUUCAAAAUAUUCGCCAAGAAUAACGUUAAAUGUAGAAUGGAAGUCAAAUCUAUAUCAGAAUCAGGUUCAACUGUGUCUUUCGAAUAAAUAAUUCCUUUGUUAAUUACUAUCAUGAGUUUGAGUUAUGCAGAAUACCACGAUGAGAGGCAAUUGUCAGAUAUAAUGGAUUUGAUAGAUAGCGAAUUGAGUGAACCAUACAUAAAUAUGACUUAUAGAUACUUUCUACACACUUGGCCUCAGCUUACUUUUCUAGCGUAUGAUCAUACAAAAGCUGUUGGAGUUGUAGUAUGCAAGCAAGAACGACACAAAUCAGGUCUAAUGAGAGGAUAUAUAGCCAUGUUAAGCGUUAGAAGUGAAUAUAGAAAGAAAGGGAUAGCUACAAAGCUAGUCAGGAUGGCAAUAGAUGAAAUGAUAUCGACAGGUGCAGAAGAGGAUAAUACUAGAAACAGAGGUAGAUAAUAAUACAUCAAUAGCGUUUUACAAGAGAUUAGGGUUUAUGAGAGAGAAGCGUCUAUAUCGCUUCUACAUGAAUGGAAAGGAUGCUUAUAGGCUAUGUCUACCUGUAUCACCUAACGAAGAUGCUUACACAUGAUUAUUUUAGUCCAACAAAUCGAAUUCAACGUCGCCAUCGUUUAGACCAGCUUGCAUGUCUUCUUGUUGAUUACGCAAGGAAUUGUAAUGGUGCUCCUGAUCAAUCUCCGCGUCAAGUUGCUUAGAUUCACCCAUUUCUAACUUAAGAGUGUCAUCUUGACCCUCUUCGACACUCUGAGCGAAAAGAAUACCCCUCCGCAUGUUUGAUUCGGUAGGGAAAGGAACGUUAAAGACCUGCUG